Acinonyx jubatus (cheetah) is the source of this 1315-nucleotide messenger RNA. RefSeq names its product N-alpha-acetyltransferase 20, NatB catalytic subunit (gene NAA20). Gene Ontology annotation, molecular function: protein-N-terminal amino-acid acetyltransferase activity. Bases 418 to 885 code for a protein of 155 amino acids. Gene Ontology annotation, cellular component: NatB complex. The transcript is spliced from 5 exons. Lineage: Eukaryota; Metazoa; Chordata; Mammalia; Carnivora; Felidae. The record is from RefSeq and is a predicted model, not a curated record. Gene Ontology annotation, biological process: N-terminal peptidyl-methionine acetylation.
AGUAAGGAACAUGGAGGAACAAAGGAAAAAAUAGGCUUGAGUAUAGAAAAACUUUAAAACUUGUAGUCCUGGAAACAUAAGCAAUAGUGAAAGCACUUAAAAAAAAAACAAACUGGGAACAAGAGUUGUCUUAAAUCUGCCUGACAAGCUGCUAGUAUAAUGACCUCCUAAAUCUUCAGCAGUGCAGCAACACUGCCUACCUUGCCCCUGGGUAUAUGGCUCCAUGCAACAGAAAGCAGUGACUUCAGCAAGAUGGGUUAUUACUCUCUGAUGUGAAUGAAGUCUGGAGGUGAUGAGUGGUCUGUGGUGGUUUCAUGAAGUCACCAGUGACCCAGCUGUGCAUUUUAACCACUGUACCACUCCCAGGGUGGCCUUGGCAUUCCUGUCUCAGCUGCCAGAGCAAAUGGCAUCACAUCCAUGUUCCUGGCAGGAGGAUCAACAGAGGGGAAGUACCUCGCCCACUGGCCAGAGUAUUUCAUUGUUGCAGAGGCACCUGGUGGAGAGUUAAUGGGUUAUAUUAUGGGUAAAGCAGAAGGCUCUGUAGCUAGGGAAGAAUGGCAUGGACAUGUCACAGCUCUCUCUGUUGCCCCAGAAUUUCGACGCCUUGGUUUGGCUGCAAAACUUAUGGAAUUAUUAGAGGAGAUUUCAGAACGAAAGGGUGGAUUUUUUGUUGAUCUCUUUGUAAGAGUAUCUAACCAGGUUGCAGUCAACAUGUACAAGCAGCUGGGCUACAGCGUAUACAGGACAGUCAUAGAGUACUAUUCAGCCAGCAAUGGGGAGCCUGACGAGGACGCUUAUGAUAUGAGGAAAGCACUUUCCAGAGACACUGAGAAGAAAUCCAUCAUACCAUUACCUCAUCCUGUGAGGCCUGAAGACAUUGAAUAACCAUGGGCAGUGGUUCUUAGGCUGAUGCUCCAGAUAUUUUAUGGACAAUAUUGUUUUCAUUAGAUGAUCCCGGAGCGCUAUUAGGAGAAAAGUAAUUAUUUAGGUCUUGCAGAUUUCAAGAAAAUACAGGUUAUAAAUUUGAGUCUUAUUGUUUCCAGUUAGCAAUAUCAUAACUAUUAAAGCUGUUCACUGUAAUAAAAUUCAGUCAAAAAGGCAGCUAGGUCAGAUGGAAACAUUUUAGUAUUUUGGUUCAUAAUAUUCACUAUAUGUUAAGGGGAAAAACUUGCUCCCGUCUCCUCCUAAAUUCUGUGCCUGAGAACCACUGCUGCAUACAUAUUUUUUAUUUUGUAUUAUCUGUUAAUUGAAGCUUUAAAAGCAUAUAUGAAAUGUAUAAAUCUUAAAUGUAUAAUAAAACGCAUUGUUGACCCUA